GCGGGCGGGGCACCGGCGGGAGCGCGCCCGUCGCAAGAUGGCGGCGGCCAUGCAAGGCCCCGGGACCGUGUGUGCGCAGCGGGCGGUAGCUCAGCCCGAGGGGCAGGCUCAGCGACGGCGCUAGCAUAGCCCUCAGCUCCUGUUCUCUGCCGGCACUUCCGCCUCUGCUGGCCUUGUUCGAGAUGGAUCUGCCCUUGGGUCCCGGCGCACCGGGGCCCAGCAACGUCCCGGCUUUCCUGACCAAGCUGUGGACCCUCGUGAGCGACCCGGACACCGACACGCUCAUCUGCUGGAGCCCGAGCGGGAACAGCUUCCACGUGUUCGACCAGGGCCAGUUCGCGAAGGAGGUGCUGCCCAAGUACUUCAAGCACAACAAUAUGGCCAGCUUCGUGAGGCAGCUCAAUAUGUACGGCUUCCGGAAAGUGGUCCACAUUGAGCAGGGUGGCCUGCUCAAGCCUGAGAGGGAUGACACUGAGUUCCAGCACCCAUGCUUCUUGCGUGGCCAGGAGCAGCUCCUAGAAAACAUCAAGAGGAAGGUGACCAGCGUGUCUACCCUGAAGAGUGAGGACGUAAAGAUCCGUCAGGACAGUGUCACUAAGCUGCUGACGGAUGUGCAGCUGAUGAAGGGGAAACAGGAAUGUAUGGACUCCAAGCUCCUAGCCAUGAAGCAUGAGAACGAGGCCCUGUGGCGGGAGGUGGCCAGCUUGCGGCAGAAGCAUGCCCAGCAACAGAAAGUCGUCAACAAGGUGGGCACGACUGGCAGCAGGUGGGUCCCCUCCACAGUGGCCAGGGGUGACUGUGUGCUCUUUGCCCCACAGCUCAUUCAGUUCCUGAUCUCACUGGUGCAGUCGAACCGGAUCCUGGGGGUGAAGAGAAAGAUCCCCCUGAUGUUGAGUGACAGCAGCUCAGCACACUCUGUGCCCAAGUACGGUCGGCAGUACUCCCUGGAGCAUGUCCACGGCCCCGGUUCAUACUCGGCUCCAUCCCCGGCCUACAGCAGCUCCAGCCUCUACACCCCAGAUGUUGUCACCAGCUCUGGACCCAUAAUCUCCGACAUCACAGAACUGGCUCCUGCCAGCCCCUUGGCCUCCCCAGGCAGGAGCUUAGAUGAGAGGCCCCUGCCCAGCAGCCCCCUGGUGCGUGUCAAGGAGGAGCCCCCCAGCCCACCUCGGAGCCCCCAGGUGGAGGAGGCGAGUCCUGGGCACCCAUCCUCUGUGGACACUCCGUUGUCCCCAACGGCCCUGAUUGACUCCAUCCUGCGAGAGAGCGAGCCUACCCCAGCUGCCUCCACCACAGUCCCCACGGAUACCAGAGCCCGCACGCCGGCUCCCCCUCCCCCCUCCACCCCUGAGAAGUGCCUCAGCGUAGCCUGCCUGGACAAUUUGGCUCGCACUCCACAGAUGUCUGGGGUCGCCCGCCUCUUCCCCUGCCCCUCCUCUUCCUUUCUGCAUGGCCGAGUCCAGCCAGGGAACGAGCUCAGUGACCAUUUGGACGCCAUGGACUCCAAUUUGGACAACCUGCAGACCAUGCUGACCAGCCACGGCUUCAGUGUGGACACUAGCGCCCUGCUGGACCUGUUCAGCCCCUCGGUGACCAUGCCCGACAUGAGCCUGCCUGACCUUGACAGCAGCCUGGCCAGCAUCCAGGAGCUCUUGUCUCCCCAGGAGCCCCCCAGGCCUCUGGAGGCGGAGAACAACAGCCCCGACUCAGGGAAGCAGUUGGUGCACUAUACAGCUCAGCCCCUGUUCCUGCUGGACCCUGACGCUGUGGACACAGGGAGCAGCGAGCUGCCCGUGCUCUUUGAGCUGGGGGAGGGCUCCUACUUCUCUGAGGGGGAUGACUACACGGAUGACCCCACCAUCUCCCUGCUGACGGGCUCUGAGCCCUCCAAAGCCAAGGAUCCCACUGUUUCCUAGAGAUUCCACGAGGAGCCAGGCUGGACUGUGGCCUGCCCCCAACUUUACCCCCAGGGCAGGGCUGGUCCUGGGAAGGCAUGUGGUUCUGGGGCAGGCUUCACAGCCCUAGUGGGGCAGAGAUGGAGCUGGAGACUGGGCGAUGUCAUGGGGAGGGUCCUAGGGCCUGUUCACCUGCUGCCUUUACCCCAGCCCCAUGUUCCCUGGCUUGGUUGGGGCUUCACAGCCACACUUGGACUGACCCUGCAGGUUGUUCAUAAAAUUGUAUUUUGGAUUUUUACAUGAGGAUUCCCCUUUCACAGAGAAAUACAUAUAUACACACAGAUGGACGGACAGAUGGACAGACAGGACAGGCAGAGCUCUAUAAAUGGAUGGGCUCUAUGCUGUUGCCUCUUGUGUGCUUCCUCCUUCCCCCAGGGUUG
Molecule: messenger RNA, 2335 nt
Organism: Castor canadensis (American beaver)
Lineage: Eukaryota; Metazoa; Chordata; Mammalia; Rodentia; Castoridae
Source: RefSeq, a predicted model, not a curated record